Ictalurus furcatus (blue catfish) is the source of this 4282-nucleotide messenger RNA. RefSeq names its product lectin, mannose-binding 2-like a (gene lman2la). Gene Ontology annotation, cellular component: endoplasmic reticulum-Golgi intermediate compartment; Golgi membrane; COPII-coated ER to Golgi transport vesicle. Gene Ontology annotation, biological process: endoplasmic reticulum organization; Golgi organization; endoplasmic reticulum to Golgi vesicle-mediated transport. The record is from RefSeq and is a predicted model, not a curated record. The transcript has 9 exons. The coding region runs from base 724 to 1746 and encodes 340 amino acids. Lineage: Eukaryota; Metazoa; Chordata; Actinopteri; Siluriformes; Ictaluridae. Gene Ontology annotation, molecular function: D-mannose binding.
UAAUAAUAAUAAUAAUAAUAAUAAUAAUAAUUGACCAUGCAUAUUAUGGGUGCAGAUUGCUUUUGAAAUGUCAUUUGAAAUGUCUGAAAUUUAAAUGACCAUUAAUUUUCUUCUACAUAAAUAAAUAAAAAGUGGAAUAAAUAUGACAUUCUGAAAUUUUAACAUGACACAAAUAUUAUAACAAAUAUUGUACAAAAUCCAGGUAACAUCGAGCUGCAUUAAGUUGAACACACCUGUUGUUUGUAUAAUCUAUACAAAUAAAUGUGGAUUUAAAAAAAUACAAUAGAAAUACAUUAAAAAAUAGCAUUCAAAUAUAAUUUAGAAUUAAUUUUCAUAUGAUAAUACUACGAUAUUUUAACAAAAUUUUAUGUCAAUGUAUUUGCAGUCUGUGUAACAACAAAGAUUUAAUAUUUAAUAAUUAAUAAUAAUAAUAACGAAUUAAUGUGUGUGUGUGAUCUUGUAUUUUACUCUCUCCUUUUUGUAAGACUGCACAAAAUAAAUGAUUUAUUAGUUCAUUAUUUUUUUAAGUUCUGAGACCAGUAGAAUGGCUGAACGUUUGAGUGUGGAAUUUGAUUGAUUGGCCGGCGCACCAAUAGAAAUGCGCCAUGUAAUGAGCGCAGCCAAUGGGAAGCGCUCAGUGGAUUGUGCUAGAAAUACGAUGGCUGCCGCCUUACAUUAUCGCUGAAGACACAUAGGGGAGAGAGUGAAUGUGUCGGGGGAAAAAUGGCUACAGUUAUGCUGACACUCUGUGUGAUAUUCGUUGCGUCUUUAAAAUCUUGCUUGUCUGAUGAUGGCCAUGAAAUGGAGGAGUUUCUAAAGAGAGAAUAUUCGUUGUCGAAGCCAUACCAAGGAAUCGGCUCUUCCGGAUCUUCCCACUGGGAGCUGAUGGGUGAUGCCAUGGUAACCACCGAUCAGGUGCGCCUCACUCCGGAUAUGCAAAGCAAGCAGGGGGCAGUGUGGAGCCGCAUGCCGUGUCACUUGAAAGACUGGGAACUGCAGGUGCACUUUAAGAUCCAUGGUCACGGGAAGAAGAACCUGAAUGGAGACGGUCUGGCGGUGUGGUACACAAAAGAGCGGAUGCAGAAAGGCCCAGUGUUUGGAAAUAAAGAUUUCUUUACAGGGUUAGGUCUGUUCGUAGAUACUUACCCUAACGAGGAAAAACAUAUAGAGGCUCAGAAGAAAAGGUACACCCCUCGCACACAGAGGAUCUUCCCGUACGUAUUAGCCAUGGUGGGGAACGGCACGAUCAGCUACGAUCACGAGCGUGACGGCAGACCCACGGAGCUGGGCGGCUGCAACGCCAUGGUGCGCAACCUCAAACACGACACCUUCCUCUUCAUCAGAUACGUCCGGCGCAGACUCACGGUCAUGAUCGAUAUCGACGGUCAGCACGAAUGGAGGGACUGCCUGGACAUACCGGGUGUGCGGCUACCUCAGGGCUACUACUUCGGCGCCUCGGCCAUCACCGGAGACCUCUCGGACAACCAUGAUCUCAUCUCUCUGAAGCUGUACCAGCUGACAGUACUCCGGAGUAAACUAAAGGAAGAAGACGAUGAAGAAGAGAUCACAGUUCCAAGUGUGGACAAUAUGGAGCUAAUCAGGAGCUACGAGGAAGGCGAAGGAAUGAGCAGUAUCGCUAUCUUCUUCACCGUGCUCUUCUCCAUGCUGGGCCUCUUCCUUCUUAUUGUUGUGAGCAUUGUGGUUUACAGCCACUGGAACGAGAGCCGACGCAAACGCUUCUACUGAGCUCUCAGCAGAUUGAAACCGUGACUAGAACUUCUGGAUUGGGCUCGAUGGGCUCACGAGCUCCAAAACGCCCCCAGUAUCGGUGCACACUGAGCAAACGGGUUUGAUUUUGUGCACAAAAAAAGGACCGAUGAAAGACUUAGCCAUGAGAACAAAGGAGUUUUAAACGCUAAGAGCAAAGCAACGUGGGAAUUGGGAUUCAACCCCAAACCAGCAGGGCUUUAUAAGAUUGAAAGUAUUUCUCGUAUAAGACAGAUGUUUUAAGUAUAAAUAGGAAACGGCCUUGACUGUUUUUUUUCCACUACAGCCCCGAUAUUUAUGAAACGAUAUUCUGAAUUGUUAUUUUGCUGUUGUUUUGUAUUAUAUGCCACGUUGAUAAGCAAAACAAUAUUGACAAAGGAAUUUGCCUUGUUGGCCAAUAUUAAUUCAAUCCAUGUGUUGUCAUCAUGAUGCUGGAUUUUUAGAAAACUUGUAAGCAAAUAUGUCAUGUGACCACUAGGGGGUGCUAUGACAGUCAAAUAACUGUUUCUCAGAAAUGGCUGGUUUGAUUGGAAUUUUAUACAAGUGUGUUUUUAAGAAAAAACUUAAUCACUGGUAGAUUUCAGAUAUUUGACAAUAAUUUAUCCAAUUCUUUGUCCAGUUUUCACAAAUAUUGUAGGCUGAUAUACCUACAAGCUGCAGUUUAUUAACUAAAAAUGUUUGUUGGCAAAAGUUUCUAAAACGUUUCAUUAACUAUAAAAUCAGAUGAAAAAUUUGCAUCAUGACAUGAUUUUUAUUUAAAAUUGUUGGGAAAAAAAUAGGUAUCCUCUGUAAUGUGAAAUGGUUAUAAAAACCAAAAAAAAGGAGCAGAAAUAAUGUCUCGAAUAUUUCAUUCGAGCGUACAAAUAUAGCGUGGACGCCACCGAGUGAUUGAUGGGGGUGAUUGAUGAUGUACUGUUUGAAUUCUUAUAAACCUGUAAAUUUAAUGGCAAGCAAACAGAACCUUUUUUCCUUGUCUGAUUAUAUGGGGUGCUGCCUUUACACCGGCAGUGUAUUGCAUGUAGUCUCACAUGUGUUCUUGUGUUGAAUGUUGAGUUUAGGAACUCUGCACUGACUGUAACUGACUGAAAACCUCACACACGGAAGGAAAGCAUCAUUUAUUGUGUGGAACAGUAUUUUAUUAAUAAAAAAACUUUUGUUUGAAUUUUUUCCUGUUACAGUUUUAUCAGAAGUGCUGCUUAAAUCAUUUUUAUUGACUAAAACUGUAUUCCCAUCAGAGAGUAAACUGGAGUAAAAUAAAAUCAGAAAACUGAAGUUUAUGAAUGAACUCUAUAAACACAUCCAGUUAGCUCCAAUGUUAAUAAACAUGACCUUUCUUUGUUCCACAAGCUUAAUAUCUGACUGCAUACAUGAUUGCUGAUACGAUGACAUGAAGACUUCUGUGAGGAGAGGUUUACUGAGCAUUUUUGGAAGGAGUCUCCACUAUCAGAACUUUAUAAGACUCAGAGGUCAAGCUGAACCUUUAAGUUUUCCAACACAGGAAACUCUUCAGAACAGAGGACGUUGAUCUUUUGGUUAAGCCAUUCCUUUGGAUGUAUGCUUUGGAUCAUCGCCAUACUGAAAGGUGAAAUUCCUUUUCAUCUUCAGCUUAAUAGUAGACACUUGAAAGUUUUGCACUAAACGUGGCUGGUAAUUGUGUGGCUGGCUGUGGCUCAGGUGGUAGAGCGGGUUGUCCACUAAUCAUAGGGUUGGAGGUUCGAUUCCUGGCCCACGUGACGCCACGUGCUGAAGUGUCCUUGGGUGAGACACUGAACCUCAAGUUGCUCCAGAUGUCAAGUUAGUGAUGGCAGCUCUGCUACCAUUGGUGUGUGUGAAUAGGUGAAUGAGACACAGUGUAAAGCGCUUUGAAUAAAAGCACUAUAUAAGUGCAGACCAUUUACCAUGCCCCACCUUGGGUAUAGUGUUCCUUUUGGUGAUGUGGUUGUAUUUUUGAAUAACUAUUCCUUUUGGAAUUGGUCUCAUCAGACCAUAGCAGAUUUUGCCACAUGGUUUGGGAUGAUUUAGUUGAGUUUUGUUUUUUUUGUGUGUGUGAAAAAGGGCUUCUGUCUAGCCACCCUACCCCAUAACCCAGACAUGCGAAGACUGUUCUCACAUGCACAGAGUAAUCAGUACUUGUCAGAUAUUCCUGCAGCUCAUUUAAUGUUGAUGUGGGUCUGUUAGCAGAUACGCUGGUAAGUUUUUGUCUUAUCCUUUUGUAAAUUUUAGAGGGACGUCCUGUUGUUGGUGAUGUCAUCGUGGUACGCCGUUUUCUCUGCUUGAUGGUUGAUGGCCUUCAAGGUGCUCCAUAGUACAUCUAAUGUUUUGGAAAUUCUUUUAUACCCCUCUCCUGAUCGAUACCUUUUGACAGCAGUCAGCAGUCGGAUGAAACCAAGACGAUGUCUAGAAAAUCCUACAGAAACAGCUGAUAUUUAUUUGGGGUUAUUCAGAAUAGUUUCAUUGAUGACAGCUUGAAUGUGAUUAUAAUUAUACAAUUAUAAAUGAUAUAUUAUGUUUUCCC